Messenger RNA from Rhopilema esculentum, 3067 nucleotides. RefSeq names its product histamine H2 receptor. Gene Ontology annotation, molecular function: G protein-coupled receptor activity. Gene Ontology annotation, biological process: G protein-coupled receptor signaling pathway. Lineage: Eukaryota; Metazoa; Cnidaria; Scyphozoa; Rhizostomeae; Rhizostomatidae. The record is from RefSeq and is a predicted model, not a curated record. Gene Ontology annotation, cellular component: membrane.
CCAGAGCCAAAGGGAGGAAUCGAGAAGCGACAGAGUGAUCUAUUGUUUGGAUUUGCUUUUCCAUCAAGAAUGCCCUGCGUUUGACUAGCUGGAAAUCUGAGAACGCUUAAACAUAGUUCAUUGAUAUGUUUGGUAGACCGUAUUGAUUUGAACACAUUCGCAGUGACAUCCUUUUGGAUCCAAGAACACUUUUCAGGCUGUGGUAUUAGAGACAUUUUGACGGGAGAAGUGUGAGGAUGAUGACGUUUGUUACGCCGCAUCGCUAGGCCUGUCAUCAUUAUUUAUCCAAGAACUGGAACAGUGUUUGGACAUCGCAUAGGUUGAUUGAAUGCAAUGAUUGCUUGGAAACUGAUGAAACACCUGAAGUAAGACAGCUGCAAAAAGAUGAAUUUCCAAGGAAAAAAUUGAAUUGAGUAUCAAGGACGACUUUGAGAGAGCAGAAGACAGCACGCAGCGAAAACGGCAUCAUUUAGAGCAGAAUGGCACCGAGAAAGGCCACCAAGAUUGUGUUUCUUCUUAUUAUUCAAAUGAGUAGCUGCGCUUCGUCAGCAAGCUCUAACUUCAGCAACAGCACGGCAUCGAAUCAAAUACAGUCAUCUUGUCAAACAUCGAAAAUAUCUGCACGUGGCAUCGGCAUAACUGUGUUUUUGAUCCUAGUCAUCGUAGUUGCUGUCGUGGGUAAUGUUAUUGUAAUUGCUGGAAUACUGUAUUCUUCGUCACUUCGUUCGCAGGUCACUAAUUACUUCAUAAUAUCGUUAGCUGUCAGUGAUAUACUUAUUCCGCUUAUUGUACUGCCAUUUCGAAUCAUGACAGCAAUUAAAAAUGGAUCUUUCUGUUCAACAGACAUUGCCUGCAAGACUGUACUUGUUCUGAGCACAUAUUUCGACAUCGCUUCCAUAACAAACAUCCUGAUCAUCAGUAUUGACCGUUUUAUUGCAGUCAGUUUUCCUUUGAAAUACUCGAGCAUCAUUUCUGAAAAACGGGCACUCGCCUCAAUUGCAUUCGUCUGGCUCUAUUCUGCCACGUGGGCUGGCCUUGGAAUAUUUGACUGGAGAUCGCCAAACAGAAUAGCACUGAAAAGUUUGGUAAUUCGAGGGGCUGUUCGAUGCGGUAUUGAGAAUAAGUAUUACUGGGUAUCAGUCUACACGAUUGUCCUGCUAGUACCACUUUUUGCAAUCGGCAUCAUAUACCUGGUGAUACUUCACGAGGCACUUAAACAUGUGCGUGCGAUCGGAGCUCUGGAAGUAGAGUUAAAGCGAGAGUGCAAAACAGCACGAAGAAGAAGGAUGAAGCAAUUCAAUUCAAUGAAAUCCGUGUCAGUGGUCUAUGGCGCAUUCCUGGUAUGCUGGUUGCCAAGCUGUGUUAUAACGUUGCACGCUCUCCUCAACGAAAAGUGGUGGUCACGCUUCCAAAGAGAACACCCCGACUUAUUUCAUGCUAUGUAUUAUUUAUUCAUCCUAAUACUGCCGCCACUGAACUGCACGUUGAAUCCUUUCAUAUAUUCAUUAUUGCACAAGAAUUUCCGCACAGCAUUCAGCUUUACUGUCCACAGAAUGCUAGGAAAACGAUUCAACAGACGUUUAACGGAGACGUCCUUCAAAAACUCUUAUGAAAUCAAAUCAAAGAGAAAAAGAGAUGCAUCGAAAAGCUAUGGUGUAGGCGAAGAUGGAACAGAAGAACACAAAUUCUAAACGAUUUGACUCCAAAUCAAACGGACUUUGUAGAUAAAUUGCUUUGUAGGUGAAAAUUGCUGGUCAAAAGGCCUGUUUAGACGUUGCGGUGAUGUAAGUAAUGAACGUCGAAAACUGUAAGAGAGUUAACACCAGAGAGAGGAUCAAAGCCAAAAUUACAAAGUGAAAAUCUUAUUGUAGGAAUAAAUUCCAUUUCAGAAUAAUAGCAGGCUGUUCCAUAUAAAACUUGCCAAAAACAAUUCCAAAAACAUAGCUUCGCAUAGAGCAUGGUUUGAACGAGUGUUGAUUUGGUAACGGACACACGUUUAUGAGUUCGAAGGGUAAUAGUUAAAAAUGAGUUUUGUAGGAAAAUCAACCUAAAUUUGAACGGUAAAACAUUUGUAAAAUAAAUUCAAGAUAGAAUAAAACCAGCUAGGAAACUAUUUCCACAUCAAACCAGCUACAAACAGAUUUAGUUCAGCUUGUCAGCAAAAAACAUGAUCAAUAAAAUUCCAAGUCGGCAAAUUCAAUGUCGGCAAAUUCCAUGUCGGCGCCCAGACAGAUGAUAAUAAAUUUGGGCGUCAUCUAUAUUCGGCAGAAACAUUUUUAGCAAUUAUCUGACAAGUUUUGAGCAAUAUGAUGUACGGUUUGCGAGCGUUUUUGCAGUUAAACUGAUAUAAAAUCUUUUACUAUAGUAUUUCCAUCUCAGCACGCAUUUCGUGGAAAGUGAAGAUAGCGUCGACAUCAAUAUGACAUGAAUUUGUUGAGUAAAGUAAUCUAAAUGAAUUUGCCUUGCGUCACAGCAAUGAGCCUAUUGCGUCAUAGCGUCGUUUCUCGCUUUAACAUCGUUUCUCGUUUUCUCAUUCGAAGAUCAGUUCAUUGGUUAUCUUUUCGCUGGGAUGCAUCUUUUAAUUUAACUGAGCCCUUCAAAAGCUCAAAGAAAUGAUGUAAGCAUUCGUGAAAAUAAUAAGCCCUUGGUGGAUGAUUUGCAUCUUCGAGAAGCUGCAGUCUAGCAUUUUGGAUGAUCUUCUGAAGACACCAUCAACGUAAAAGCUAGCAACUUAUUAUCAGUGUAAAAUCAUCAAUAUAGUAGAGUGAAUAAUACUAUUCAGCUAUCAAAACAGUUUCUAUUGUAAAAGUAAAGCAUUUUAGGAUAGUUCUCUUACUUUCUUGCCAUAUUAUUAAAAGCUUUGUAAAUAUUGUCUCGACAUGUUGUAUGAGUUGAAGCUAGAGAUGCUGCACAAAUUGAUUUAGAUUUAAUGUGAAUAGCAGUCACGAGUAAGAUGCACUGUAAAUAACUGAAUGCAUUCGUUCUCAAGUAAUUGCAAGGGCUAAUGCCUGUUAUAUGUAUUCAUUUAUGUAAAUAUACUGAUAUUCUACGAUGUUCCAGCUAUAAA